Stereum hirsutum FP-91666 SS1 is the source of this 1444-nucleotide messenger RNA. RefSeq lists its product as uncharacterized. The transcript is spliced from 3 exons. NCBI's taxonomy places the organism in Eukaryota, Fungi, Basidiomycota, Agaricomycetes, Russulales, Stereaceae. Gene Ontology annotation, cellular component: nucleus. The record is from RefSeq and is a predicted model, not a curated record. Bases 1 to 1419 code for a protein of 472 amino acids.
AUGUCGGUUAUGCAGCAUGAUCGACCUCCUCACCAUUUCAACGGACGUGCUUCGUAUGGUCCUCCUCCCGCAGAUCCUCUUCACCGACCUAACAUCCGGUCCUACUCGAUGCCGUCGGGAGCGACGAACGUCAGUGCGCAGGCAUCAUACGACACAACUCCGCGCUUUUCCCCAGUCUCAUGGCACGGUACGAUCGAGGUGCUUGGCUAUACCCCGCACGAGGCCCCACGAGGGCGUCUGACGGUCGAUGUAUCAUACGGAGACUCUGCCUCGCGCUCGGUGUGCUUCCGUAUUGUGGUCGCGCGGAAACCUAUAGCGACUGCUGUCAGGAAUAUCGGAGCCGGAGGUCAACCUCUGUGGCGCCUGGAGGGCGAACUUCCUGCCUUCGACGCACUGUCCUCCUCGGUCCCUACGGUGGAUCUGUCGGUUCAAGUUGUCGACUCUCGCGAUAACAAGAUACUAGACUCCGCUAUAUUCGGUGACUUUAGAUAUAUUCUUCCUUCACUUAAUAUCGAGACACACCCGCCGACCGUUGGUUCAUCCACUACCACUCGUCCGUCUGCGCGCACUUCUUCGUGGCCUACCAUUCGCCGACGAGAUGCCGAAGGCAACCGUCCUAUUGCUGGUGGUAUCUCUCAACAACCGAAGCUCUAUUUCGAGACUCCCCCAGAAGAUAUGGAAUUCGGCCUUAAUGACACCGAAAGAUACCUCCGCCGACGACUCGUACGCUUUCAGCGUGUUUUGGAUGGUACUACACUUCGGGUUUCCUGCCAGCCCAUCCGUCACGACGAAUAUGACGACAAAUUCGCCGUCGUAUCCUGCAUCUACAUCCCCGAGACUGAUCGAUGUUGCAUCACGUCGGUCGACAUCAUCUCUCUCAUGGAGUUCUUCGUGCGCGACAAAUUUGUCGAGGACGAGAAGAACCGCAUUCGCCGCAAUAUAGAGUGCUUACGACCGACUACGGUGUCCAAGACGAGGGAGAGCACGGAGCUACUUUGGGACCUCAUCAUGGAGUUCCCGCGACCGAAGCCACGCAACAUCGAAAAGUGCAUUAAGGUCUUCCACUGGGCUGUGUUGAGGGAUGCACUGGAGAAGGUCAUGUCUCGAUAUGAGAUCGUCACCGUUCCGCCACAACCUGAAACAUCACCGUCCACUCCUCAAUACGAACGUUCCUAUCCAUCAUACUCCUCCGUACCACCUAGCGAGUCGUUAUCAAAUCCGUCUCUCCUGCGAAUCGCUCCUGAAAGUCCAAUGUUGACCUACCCUGAAUCGUCGUUUCCAUCGGAGGUUGGUCAUCGCGGUGGUUAUGAGAUGGGGCCCGACGUCAAGCCGUCGAGCGCACUGCACACCCCUUACCACACUCCCUAUACACCGAUACAUGGAACCAGCUACUUCCCGUACCAAACACCACAGUACUAGAUCGUUUCCUGGUACUGUUGUUUGC